Equus quagga is the source of this 1448-nucleotide messenger RNA. RefSeq names its product cyclin B2 (gene CCNB2). The record is from RefSeq and is a predicted model, not a curated record. The transcript has 9 exons. Gene Ontology annotation, biological process: mitotic cell cycle phase transition; regulation of cyclin-dependent protein serine/threonine kinase activity. Gene Ontology annotation, cellular component: cytoplasm; cyclin-dependent protein kinase holoenzyme complex; nucleus. Gene Ontology annotation, molecular function: cyclin-dependent protein serine/threonine kinase regulator activity. The coding region runs from base 121 to 1317 and encodes 398 amino acids. NCBI's taxonomy places the organism in Eukaryota, Metazoa, Chordata, Mammalia, Perissodactyla, Equidae.
GAACCCCGGCGGUGCGGGCCCGCAGUGCAGAUUCAGCAGUGUGGCUGAGGCUUGUGCCCUCCGGCUCCAGACCUCGUUCCUCCUGGCGCCCGGCCGGCACUCUUGCCUGCCCCGACCCUCAUGGCGCUGCUCCGACGCCCGACGGUGUCCACUGAUUUGGAGAAUAUUGACACAGGAGUUAAUUCUAAAGCUAAGAGUCAUGUGACUCUCCGCCGGGCAGUUUUAGAAGAAAUUGGAAACAGAGUUACAACCAGAGCCCCACAAGUAGCUAAGAAAGCUCAGCACACCAAAGUACCUGUUCAACCCACCAAAGCAACCAAUGCCACCAAACAAUUGAAACCUACUGCUUCUGUGAAACCAGUGCAGAUGGAAAUAUUGGCUCCAAAGGCUCCUUCUCCUGCACCCGAGGAUGUCUCCAUGAAGGAGGAGAACCUCUGCCAAGCUUUCUCUGAUGCCCUGCUCUGCAAAGUCGAGGAUAUUGAUAAUGAAGAUUGGGAGAACCCUCAGCUCUGCAGCGACUACGUUAAGGAUAUCUACCAGUACCUAAGGCAGCUGGAGGUUCUGCAAUCCAUAAAUCCACAUUUCUUAGAUGGAAGAGAUAUAAACGGACGUAUGCGUGCCAUCCUGGUGGACUGGCUGGUACAAGUCCACUCGAAGUUUAGGCUGCUGCAGGAAACCCUGUACAUGUGCAUCGCCAUUAUGGAUCGGUUUUUACAGGUUCAGCCGGUCUCUCGGAAGAAGCUUCAACUGGUUGGGAUUACGGCUCUGCUUUUGGCUUCCAAGUAUGAGGAGAUGUUUUCUCCAAAUAUUGAAGACUUCGUUUACAUCACAGACAAUGCUUAUACCAGUUCCCAAAUCCGAGAAAUGGAAACUCUAAUUUUGAAAGAACUGAAAUUUGAGUUGGGUCGACCUCUGCCACUACAUUUCUUAAGGCGGGCCUCGAAAGCCGGGGAGGUGGAUGUUGCACAGCACACUCUAGCCAAAUAUUUGAUGGAGCUGACUCUCAUUGACUACGACAUGGUGCAUUACCACCCUUCUAAGGUGGCAGCGGCUGCUUCCUGCCUGUCCCAGAAGGUUCUAGGCCAAGGAAAAUGGAACUUAAAGCAGCAGUAUUACACUGGAUACACAGAAAAUGAAGUGUUGGAAGUCAUGCAGCACAUGGCCAAAAAUGUAGUGAAAGUAAAUGGAAACUUAACGAAAUUCAUCGCCGUCAAGAGCAAGUAUGCAAGCAGCAAACUCCUGAAGAUCAGCACCAUUCCUCAGCUCAACUCAAAAGCCGUCCAGGAGCUGGCCUCACCUCUGCUGGGCCGGUCCUAGGCUGCCAUGGCCUCUGCGGGACAGCUUCCUCCGUCUGUGCGGAUCUGGAACACUUGACUUUGUAGAUAGCCCUCUGCUCUAUUCCGUGGAACCUUUUCUCCAAUCUCUUUUCUAAAUAGAUAGGAAAAAUA